Messenger RNA from Biomphalaria glabrata, 1493 nucleotides. RefSeq lists its product as uncharacterized. Bases 314 to 1015 code for a protein of 233 amino acids. The transcript is spliced from 2 exons. Lineage: Eukaryota; Metazoa; Mollusca; Gastropoda; Planorbidae. The record is from RefSeq and is a predicted model, not a curated record.
UGCUGACCGGGAAAGAUGGAGGGAUUACGUUUCGCGAGAUGUCACAGCAGCCAUGCGACAAAAGUCAAGGAACAGAUGGGAUGAAGCUUUUUUUGUGAAACUUUGAAUCUCAUGUGCAAGUCUGAAGAAAAAAAAUCUUUCAGUGUAUCGGGAAUUCAUACUCGUCGCACCAAAUAGCACAUUGGGAAUUUCCGGUCAAUGUUCGAUACUGGAAUUGCGAGCAUUCAAGGUGUUGCUUAUUUGCGCCGUGAAGUAUCAAUUAUUGCCUAAAUACGUCUGAAGAACUUGUAGACAAAGCAAAAGAAGCAAGAAGAUGGUGGUGUCUACUGUAGCAGUGUUGGCAGGAAUAGCUGCCGCUGUUGCUACCAAACCUGAAGCUGUGGCAUCAGAAGCUGCUGUGAUCGGCCAAGUGUCAAAAGUUGUUCCACAGGUUGCCUUCGUUGGUUCUUUGGCGUUAAUAAUAGCAGCCGCUAAGGAAGGACUAGCGUUAGGUACACAAGAAGCCGGGAAAGAAACAGCCUAUGGAGUGGCGGGAGUAGCGGCACUGACUACUUUUGUAGGCGCUGCAACUGGUGCUGCCGCUGGCAAUGCUGGGGGCACAGUCGGCAGUGUUGCAACUGGUGCAGCGGUUGGUUCAGCUAUUGCUUUUGGGACUGGUGUAGGAACAAGUGCUUCAGCGAGCGGUGCUGUUGGCUUAAUGAAGGCUGGAGUUGCUGCAGAACCUCUAGCAUGGUGCGUACUCGGCACUGACAUUCACGAAGGCAGAACACCAGCAGCGACGUACACAUUCGACUGCUGGAAACAAGUUGUUCAUGACAUGUCGACGGAACCCUCUAAAGGAAAAUUGCUGCUCGAUGUUGUCGGCGACCCUCGAGUCAAACAGACUAUUGUCAAGAGCAACGAAGACGGUCAGCUUCCAGAAAUAUUUCUUCAAAAUAUAUGGGAUGAACUUUUCAGCAUUGAUUUCGUCAUGUUGUCGUCUCAACAGCUGGCAGCCCAUGCUGUGCGUAUGUAGUAACACUAGCCACCAGCGUAAAAACAAAUAAACGAACUGCAUAUUAUAUAGAGAGAUGUAAAGUUAUCAUCAACGAGAAAAUUUUAAAAACAGUUUACUAUUUGUAUAGCGUAAACAUAUAUAUAAUAGACUUUAUAAUUCACAUUCAAUUUUUGUAUUGUCUAUUAUAAACUAAAGAAUCAUUAUUAAACAUGCUAGUUGAGUUUAAUUAGUAACAAAACAAUGUUCCAUACUGUUUGAGGGUUUCCAGCAUGGCCAGUGUUUCACGGUUUAAAAAAAUUCAUAACUUUCAGAAUUUCAUGUUAUAAUAAUAAUGAAAAUUUGUUCCGUUGAGAAUAGAAUCUAAAAUCAUAUCCAGAGUUUUUCAAACAUUUAGCAAUAGCCCUUCCCUAUAAGAACAAGCUGAGAGUCUGUCAGAAAGCUCCCACAGUGUAGACAGAUUUUCAGUUUUAAUGAAAAAAAUAAAGAGAUGUCUAUC